GGCGGAGCAGUGGGAACGUGCGACCGGUGCCACCGUGUGCAGAACCAGCUCCGCUGCGUAUACUGCUUGGAGCCUGUGGACGCUCUUUUCCCGCCGUGUCUGUCCUGCGGAUGCGCGUUCCACGAGGACUGCCUUGCAGAGUGGCACGCUGCGGGCGAGACAUUUUGCCCGGCGGGAGACGAGUGCAACUGCGUUGAGGAAGCCAUCAACGGCCAGGUCGAGUCGUGGGCCGCUCUCCAAGGCGCCAUGAAGAAGUCACAGCCCAAGCCAAUGAUGCUGCCGGGAUCAGCCAUGGGCGGCAGCGAUGAAGAGGACGAGAAACACCGCAAGGGGAGCGCCAACGGCGACUGGGAGCGAGUUGGCAGGAACCUGCCGAGCAGGGCACAAGGUGCAGCAGCAGCGACGACGCCUGGGCUGAGUUUUGUACGAUUCAAGACGCCUACGGGCGCGUGGUCGAGGGCCUCGAGCCAGAGACGAAAUGCGAAGAAGGGGAACUAG
Messenger RNA from Trichoderma citrinoviride, 498 nucleotides. RefSeq lists its product as hypothetical. The annotation marks the transcript as partial. The transcript has a single exon. Lineage: Eukaryota; Fungi; Ascomycota; Sordariomycetes; Hypocreales; Hypocreaceae. The record is from RefSeq and is a predicted model, not a curated record.